AACACAUCCAUCACGUAGCUCAGAUAUCCUUCUGAUCACAAUUAUACACUAGUUAUGGACUCCCUUUGGGAUACACGUUGCAUUACAGCUUCUUCUAGUGACGUGGAGUAUAUGACAAGCUUAGGGUUGGAGUCGAAUUUCAACACAGUGAUUGCGGACAAGAUUUUCUACUACCAGCGAGGUCUCAAAGAUGUCAAAGCCGACACGCCGAUUCUAGUAAUGCUCCAUGGCUAUCCCCAAACAAAUUUUAUGUGGAGACAUAUAAUUCCUCUCCUUCCAGAGGACAUCCCCAUAUUCCUCCCAGACCUUCCAGGCUAUGGCAGAUCUUCGCCCCUUUCCAGCCCGCACUCCAAGCGUAACGUCGGAAACGCCAUCCUUUCAAUGCUCUACUCGCUGCUCCCUAGUGCCAGCGAUUCUCAUCCCAUCAUCCUCGCUGGCCACGACCGUGGCGCUCGAGUUUGCCAACGUUUGUCGAUAGAUGCCGCAAGUGACACCCACUUCGCUAUCAGGGGGUCCAUCCUCCUCGAUAUAACUCCGGGCACCGCGCAAUGGCAAAAGCUCGCCGAGCCCCAGGCAACCGUGAGUUGUUACCACUGGUCAUUUCUUCCGAAUGUCGAGCUUGCCACAGCAAUGAUUUUGGCAUUCGGAGGAGACAAGUACAUGCGUACGAAUUUUUCUCGUUGGCAUGGGAAGAACGAGGUCGGAUUGAGACGUUUGAAGGAGAAUGAUGCGGAAAGAGUCUAUGCGGACGCCUUCAAAUACGAGCAUGUCAUUCGGGCAACUUGUGAUGACUAUCGUGCUAGUGCUGAGGAAGAAGUCAAACAGCACGAGGACGACCAGAGGGAAGGCAGGAAACUUGAUUCUGAUGUUUUACUUCUGUAUUCUUCGUCAUUUCUGGCAAGUAGGGGUAGCGUUGAAAUUUGGAAAGAGUGGAUGGGGAAGGGGAAUCUGGAGAUGAAAGGUCUGGGAGAUGGCGUUGGACAUUUCGUUGCCGAAGAAGCGCCCGAGAAAACGGCUGAGGCAAUGGUGACUUUCUACAAUAAUCAUAAUUGAAGUGCGAGGAUGUGAGCAUUUCACAUUCCAAUUUAGGUAUAAGUAGAUCAAUAUAAAGCCC
Mollisia scopiformis is the source of this 1114-nucleotide messenger RNA. RefSeq names its product putative Fluoroacetate dehalogenase. Lineage: Eukaryota; Fungi; Ascomycota; Leotiomycetes; Helotiales; Mollisiaceae. Gene Ontology annotation, molecular function: hydrolase activity. Bases 55 to 1053 code for a protein of 332 amino acids. The transcript has 5 exons. The record is from RefSeq and is a predicted model, not a curated record.